GCUGCCCAAAGAUAUGCCUUUAUUAAACAGCAAGAGAGAAAAUAGUGUGAAAACAAUGAAAACAGCUCAAGUUAGAACCAGUUUAAGAGCAGAGAGCAGAUUUCAAAGUAAAGCUCGGUAACGAGGAGGAGGAGGAGGAGGAGGAAGGCCGCUGACAUUCAGCUGUCUGGAAAGGCCCGGGUCAGUUGGCCGCUGGCGCGCUGAGAGAAGCGGUUAAAUUUAGAGCAGAGUCACCGCUGAUGACCUCAACCAGCCGCCGUGAGUCCGGCGGGACGUCCUGAGGUCCAGAAAGAACCGGGCUGGACCCCGCGGAGCUGCUCCACCUCCACCUGUCUGAGGCGGGACCGCAGACCGGACUGAGCACAGCAGGAGCCCGGCGGUUCCGAAGGUUUGGGUCGAUCAGGACAGAACAGAUGAAACAUGCGAUCCAGGAGCUGCAGCACUGCAGGCCCAGAGGAUGGAGGCAUUCAGACGCACGGCAAGGCCUUCACCAAGCAGCAACAGGUGGAGGAGGGGGAGAAAGAAGCACCAGAAGCGAUGAAGAGGAGGAAUAAAAUACCAAAACAGGAGAAAGAUGGCCGAACGGCAAACAAAACUGCAAAAUGUCCAGAGAGAUGCAGGACGAAUCCUCCGGACCUGACCAGGACCGACCUGCUGCAGCUGCUGGGCGUCAUGGAGGGGGAGCUGCAGGCCCGGGAUGACGUCAUCAGGCUGCUGCGGUCCGACAGAACCGGACCGGAGACCCUGGAGGCCCACUACGGCUCUGCUGCCCCCUGCAGGCCGCUGCAGGCGCUGCAGAGGGACGCCACGCUUCUCCAUGGCAACCAGCGCACAGAGGACGUGUACGAGAGGCCGAUGGCUGAGCUGGACCGUCUGGAGGACAAGCAGAAGGAGACGUACAGGCGGAUGCUGGAGCAGCUGCUGCUGGCGGAGAAAUGCCACCGCCGCACCGUCAUGGAGCUGGACGGCGAGAAGCGGAAACACGCCGACUUCAUCAACAAGAGCGACGACUUCACCAACCUGCUGGAGCAGGAGAGGGAGAGACUGAAGCGGCUGCUGGAGCAGGAGAAGGCCCAGCAGGCCCGGCGGGACCAGGACCAGCGCCGGAGGCUGGACACGCUGCAGGACGAGCUGGGGAAGCUCCAGUCCUUCACUCUGCUGCUGGCGGACGAGCGGCAGCUGCACGUCCAACACAUCGGCCAGCAGGACCAGAAGAUCCAGGACCUCAGCCAGAAGCUGCAGGACCGGGAGCGGCGGCUGGCCGCGUCCAGCACCGCCGCCCUGCAGGACGGGCAGAAGGCGCUGCGCCUGGAGGCGGAGCUGGAGGCCCAACAGGCGAGGUUCAGGCAGGAGCACCAAGACCUGCUGGCCAAGAUGGCCGACCAGGAGUCCCAGAACCAGCAGCUGAGGCUGAAGCUGGACGGGCUGGCGCAGAGGGCCGGGGAGCUGCAGGACAGGAACGCGCUGCUGCAGAAAUCUGAGGAGGACCUGCAGCAGCUGCGGGAGAAGAUCGGCAGUGGAGAGCGCGGGAACUCCUCCCUCACCGCAGAGCUGGAGAACCUGAGGAAGAAAGUCCUGGAGAUGGAGGGCAAAGACGAGGAGAUCACCAAGACCGAGACGCAGUGCAGGGAGCUGAGGAACCGGCUGCAGGACGAGCAGAACCGCAACCAGGAGCUGCGGCUGCAGGUGGACGGCCUCCAGAAGAGGAUGGCGGAGCUGGACAGGCUGGAGGCGGCGUUCGGCAGGAGCCGGACGGAGAGCGCCCAGCUGCACCAAAACCUGGAGAAGGAGAGGAAGGCGGUGAAGGACCUGGGCACAGACCUGGAGCGGCUUCGGACUCGGCUGAAGGAGCUGGAGUCGUCCGAGUCCAAGCUGGAGACAAACGAGUCGGCCCUCAGAGAGGAACUGCUGAAGCUGAAGUCCUUCACCAUCAUCCUGGUGGACGAGAGGAAGACGAUGGGGGAGCGGCUGAAGCAGGAGGAGCAGAAACACGAAGACUUGAGUACGAUGCUGAAGGCAGAGCAAGGGAAGGUCACGGAGGUCACCGAGAAGCUGAUAGAGGAGAGCAAGAAGUUCCUCCGGUUCAAGUCAGAGACACAAGUCCAGCUGGAAGGUCUGACUCUGGAGAGGGAGGAGCUCCGAUCGACGCUGAGGAACAGCGAGGGAGAGCGCGACGAGCUGAACGAGAAGCUGAAGAAGAUGGGAGCAGACAGACUGGAGGAGAUGGCCAACAGAGACCGAGAAGAAGACGACCGAGUCCAGAAGCUCACCACCGAGAUAGAGAGGCUUAGAGGCCGGCUGGAGCAGCUGCAGGUGGUGGAGGGAGACCUGAUGAGGUCGGAGGACGAAUACGACCUGCUGGAGAAGAAGUUCAGACACGAGCAGGACCGAGCAAACACGCUGUCCAAGCUGGUGGACGAGAUGAAGGCUCAGGUGGCCAGGAGCAAAGCAGUGGAGCGAGGCGAGGCCAAGAGCCUGGAGGCCCAGCUGAGGAUCCGCUGCAAGGUGGAGGAGGCCAAGACCAGAGAGCUGCGGGUCCAAGUCCUGGCCCUCAAGGAGAAAAUCCACGAACUCAUGAACAAGGAGGACCAGCUCUCCCAGCUGCAGGUGGACUUCUCCGUCCUCCAGCAGAGGUUCCUGGAGGAAGAAGAGAAGAAGAGGCGCCUGAGUGUGGAUGUGGAGAACCUGGCCAGGGAGCUGGAGGCCUCGAAGCGCUACAGCCGAGCCCUGAGGCCCGGUGUGAACGGCAGGAGGAUGGUGGACGUCCCUGUCGCCUCCACGGCGGUCCAGACGGAGUCAAACGGGUCGGCCGAGGACGAAACCGCAGCCGGAUUUAUCCGGAAGUCCGUUCAGGAGGAGAACCACCUCAUGAACAACCUCAGACAACACGGCCUGAAGAGGCCGGCGGUUCUGGAUCGAUACCCUCCGGCGUCAGCAGACCAUGGAGGGAGACCCUCAACACCCUGGAUGGGCAAGAAGGAGGCCGUCACUCCGACUCAGACCAGAGGCUCCUCCUCAAUGCCCCCGAAUCUGGGACGACCCCUUCACAUCCGUGUGACACCAGACCACGGGUCGAGCACGGCCACCCUGGAGAUCACCAGCCCGCGGGCUGAGGACUUCUUCUCCAGCACCACCAUCAUCCCAACGCUUGGUCUUCAGCAGCCUCGCAUCACCAUAGUCCCCAAACCCUCAACUGUCUGUACUGUAAGCAGAGACCCUGAUCGGGUCAAGUCUCCAGUUACGGUCACCAGCAUCUCCAGGACCAAGAGUCCAGAGAAGCCCAACAGCAUCGCUGGGCUGCAGUCGCCGGUGUCCAUCAUCACAGUCAGCACCACGCCGGUAGCUGAGGCGUGUGCUUCAUCCGACCCUCACGAGAGCACCACCAGGCGGACGCUGAUCAAGAUGACACCACCAGACAGGAAGUUCAGCAGCAACAUCAUAACGACGGAGGACAACAAGAUCCACAUCCACCUGGGCUCCCAGUUCCAGAGGAGCGCUGAGGGCAGCAGCAGUCCUCUCAGACCAACAGGCAGUAGCUGCGACUGCCAGGAAACUGGAACGGUGCUCCGCUCCCCACGCCAGAACAAGAUGACCAGCAGUAUAACCAUCAACCCUGUGACCACUGCAGCGUCCAGACCCACGCAGUCUCUGCUCAGUUCGGCUCCGAGCGCAGCCUCACGGAUCCCUGUGCAGCUCAACGGGAAGACGGUUGUGGGUGUGUCCGCUGUGACGAGGCUGGAGUCCCGGGCCGAAGGCCCGGCGGUGAAGAUCGAGCUGAGGAAGUCGACGGUGUGCAGCUCGGCCUCUGCAGCAGGAAAGAGCUGAGAGUCUGAUACCGAGGAUCCGGCUGCUCAUCGGUCACUACUUCGGUUUGCUGCUUCGAACGGAUGCUGAUCCCAGCCUGGUUCUGUUGGGUUCUGUUGGGUUCUGUUUGCACCGUCGCCAAGCUGCUGUCACUGUUCCUGUUUGAUGCCACGCCAGCUUCACUGCAGGUUUGGACUCCAGAGGCACCGACACCAUUUCUGACCAGAACCAAAUAAACUAUCUAUCUGAACUUCA
This is a messenger RNA of Poecilia reticulata (guppy), 4059 nucleotides long. It is a transcript of the gene filip1b, whose product is annotated as filamin A interacting protein 1b. Lineage: Eukaryota; Metazoa; Chordata; Actinopteri; Cyprinodontiformes; Poeciliidae. The record is from RefSeq and is a predicted model, not a curated record.